AUGGGGCAGGGUCCAGGGGAGACUAGGUGCGACAUUACAGUUGUCCUCACCCAGGGGAGUAUUGCCACUCAAGGAAGCUCCUCUAAGCUCAAGUUUCUGGACUUCUACGGGGACAUCUCGGUGAGCCUGCUGUCCGUCAUCGUGACCUUCUGUGGCAUCGUCCUCCUGGGAGUCUCCCUCUUCGUGUCGUGGAAGUUAUGCUGGGUGCCCUGGCGGGACAAGGGAGGCUCCGCUGUGGGCGGAGGCCCCCUGCGCAAAGACCUCGGGCUGGCAGGCUUGGUUGGCGGAGGCGGGCACCACCUGGGGGCUGCCCUCGGUGGCCAUCCUCUGCUGGGCGGCCCCCAUCACCACGCCCACACGGCCCACCACCCGCCCUUCGCCGAGCUGCUGGAGCCGGGCGGCCUGGGAGGCGCGGACCCCCCGGACCCCUCCUACCUGGACAUGGACUCCUAUCCGGAGGCGGCGGCCGCCGCGGUGGCCGCUGGAGUCAAACCCAGCCAGACGUCCCCGGAGCUGCCCUCGGAGGGCGGCGCCGGCUCCGGGCUGCUCCUGCUGCCCCCGAGCGGCGGGGGCUUGCCGAGCGGCGGGGGCUUGCCAAGCGCCCAGUCUCAUCAGCAGGUCACCAGCCUGGCACCCACCACCACCACCACCAGGUACCCGGCCCUGCCUAGGCCUCUCACCCAGCAGACGCUGACGCAGCCGGACCCGGGCAGCGAGGAGCGGCCGCCUGCCCUGCCUGUGCCCCUGCCGGGCGGCGAGGAGAAGGCCAAGCUGAUCGGGCAGAUCAAGCCCGAGCUGUACCAGGGCGCUGGGCCGGGCGGCCGCAGGGGCGCCUCCGGGGCGCCGGGCUCCGGCGAGGCGGGCGCGCCAUGUGGCCGCAUCAGCUUUGCGUUGCGCUACCUCUAUGGCUCGGACCAGCUGGUGGUGCGCAUCCUGCAGGCCCUUGACCUCCCCGCCAAAGACUCCAACGGCUUCUCCGACCCCUACGUCAAGAUCUACCUGCUGCCCGACCGCAAGAAGAAGUUUCAGACCAAGGUGCACAGGAAGACCCUGAACCCCGUGUUCAACGAGACCUUCCAGUUCUCGGUGCCCCUGGCCGAGCUGGCGCAGCGCAAGCUCCACUUCAGCGUCUAUGACUUUGACCGCUUCUCGCGGCACGACCUCAUCGGCCAGGUGGUGCUGGACAACCUCCUGGAGCUAGCCGAGCAGCCCCCGGACCGCCCGCUGUGGAGGGACAUCGUGGAGGGCGGCUCGGAAAAGGCGGACCUUGGAGAGCUCAACUUCUCCCUCUGCUACCUCCCCACGGCCGGGCGCCUCACGGUGACCAUCAUCAAAGCCUCUAACCUCAAAGCAAUGGACCUCACCGGCUUCUCAGACCCCUACGUGAAAGCCUCCCUGAUCAGCGAGGGGCGGCGCCUGAAGAAGCGGAAAACGUCCAUCAAGAAGAACACGCUGAACCCCACGUACAACGAGGCGCUGGUGUUCGACGUGGCCCCCGAGAGCGUGGAGAACGUGGGGCUCAGCAUCGCCUUGGUGGACUACGAUUGCAUUGGCCACAACGAAGUGAUCGGCGUGUGCCGCGUGGGGCCGGAGGCCGCGGACCCCCACGGGCGCGAGCACUGGGCAGAGAUGCUGGCCAACCCCCGCAAGCCGGUGGAACACUGGCACCAGCUGGUGGAGGUGAGUGACCCUCGCACCCCCAGGACCUCGUGCCCCUGCGUUCGCCUGCCCGCCUCUUCGUCCCCCACGCCCACCUGUCUCUAUGGGCCCCGGAGCUAA
This is a messenger RNA of Echinops telfairi (small Madagascar hedgehog), 1779 nucleotides long. It is a transcript of the gene SYT3, whose product is annotated as synaptotagmin 3. Gene Ontology annotation, cellular component: membrane. Gene Ontology annotation, molecular function: SNARE binding; clathrin binding; calcium-dependent phospholipid binding. Gene Ontology annotation, biological process: regulation of dopamine secretion; cellular response to calcium ion; calcium-ion regulated exocytosis. The transcript has 7 exons. The record is from RefSeq and is a predicted model, not a curated record. Bases 1 to 1779 code for a protein of 592 amino acids. NCBI's taxonomy places the organism in Eukaryota, Metazoa, Chordata, Mammalia, Afrosoricida, Tenrecidae.